This is a messenger RNA of Ornithorhynchus anatinus (platypus), 3961 nucleotides long. It is a transcript of the gene SYTL2, whose product is annotated as synaptotagmin like 2. The coding region runs from base 91 to 3021 and encodes 976 amino acids. Gene Ontology annotation, molecular function: neurexin family protein binding; small GTPase binding. Gene Ontology annotation, biological process: intracellular protein transport; exocytosis. Gene Ontology annotation, cellular component: exocytic vesicle; plasma membrane. NCBI's taxonomy places the organism in Eukaryota, Metazoa, Chordata, Mammalia, Monotremata, Ornithorhynchidae. The transcript is spliced from 20 exons. The record is from RefSeq and is a predicted model, not a curated record.
UAGAUCCGGAGCCUCUUGUGGGACGGGGACCGAGUGCGAGGCCCUGAGUUCUCCGGAGCUGAGGGUGUCACACGGUGCGGGAUUCCACACAUGCCAGUCCGAGCCGGCGGCCGGGAGGAUUUCAGCAUGAUCGACCUGAGCUUCCUCACUGAAGAAGAGCAAGAGGCCAUCUUGAAGGUCCUGCAGCGGGAUGCCGACCUGAAGAAAUCCGAAGAUGAGAGGGUCAGACAUCUGCCUGAGAAAAUCAAGGAUGACCAACAGCUGAAAAACAUGAGCGGGCAGUGGUUCUACGAAGCCAAGUCGAAGCGACACAGAGAUAAAAUACAUGGAGCAGAUAUCAUCAGAGCAUCCAUCAGGAAGAAGAAAUCCCAAACCAUCGCCGAGCAGAGUCAGCACGGGACGGAGCGGACCAAGAAGAGCUGGGUGAAUAACGUCCACAGAGACCUCUCCCUCCCGCCGGAGAUCUGUGGUGCCAUGGAGGAGCUGGAAAAAGUCGCGGACGCAGCAGCUCACCCCAACCCGAGUCUCACCGGAUCGCAUCCGAUUUCGGGUGGAUUAGACGUCCCUGAAGACGGCGCAAGCAAGACAGCUGUGUCGACGGGCAAGCCCAGGAAGAAUCCAUUUAAUAGCUCCAGCGUUCCAGAGAAUAAUUUAUACAUCCAAACCAAAAGCGAACAGUCAGGAAGCGGAACAACUGGUUUCCCUCGCACAUCAAAAGAGGCUGUUCCGAACCCUUCCAAGGAAUCCUUUUCCUCCCCAAAGCCUCCCUGGCAGUGGCAGAUUCCUCCGGACACCGAGGGUAGCCCCCCAGCCCAGCCUCCAAUCCCCAAACCCAGAAGAGCGUUCUCCAACGUCCCAGAACAACGCCUGGAGGACGAACCGCCUUUCCCUAAAUCCGGACGAAGGGCCGAGCCGGGGAACAGCCGCUUCCCCCCCCGGGGCAUCCUGAAGCGCAACUCGAGCACCAGCUCCACCGAUUCCGAGGUGACCCGCGGGAAUCCCAACUCAGAGUCCAAAGGCAAGAACCCGCCCCCCUCUCUCACCAUCCCCGAAGGCAUUUUGGAGAGGGACCCUUCGGCAGAAGAGGAGGACUCUUCCCACAGCGUGCUGGAACCGCUGAAGCACGUGCGAUUCUCGGCAGUCCAAGAAGAACUUCCUCAGCAUCCCGACCUCUGUCACGGGAAGGAAAUGGGAGCGGUCGCUUUAUUAGAGUCUCUAAAGGCUGAGGCCCAGUCGGAAGACGCUUAUGUCGGCUUGGAGGAGGAUACUGAGUUCUACAGUCACCGAAAACCAUUCCGGACCCCUCGGCCGACUUCCGGGCCAACCGCGACGGACGCUAACUCGCCCGAACGAAACCCGCCGGCUUCGGAGCGGUACGGGAUGAACGGGCCCUGCCCGGCCGCUGAGCAGAUCUCGGACCGGGUGGCGGGUCCCCGUUUGGAAGGCUUAAGCCCGAGGUUGUCGUCCAGAGAGCUCCCGGCUGACGUUCGGGGGGAGCCCAGAGCCAGGCCCUCCUCCAAAUCAAGCCCGGAAUUCGAGUCAUCCCAAAAUCCCGUGGCCUGGCAGCCGGGUCCCCCCGAGUCCGCUCCUCCUCGGAUUCCUGAGUUCCCCCGGGCGGAGCGUCAGCAAGGUUCAGAAGAAGAGUCAAAUCCCGUUUUGAAGGCUUUGAAAAGGAAUGCUGAUAGGAAAGUGCCUUCCAAAAGUCUAGAGGACAUUUCGUCAGACCCACCAAAUCCAGCCAGAGUAGAUAUUCCAAAAGAAGAAUUAGUUCGUAGUGCCGAAGAUGAUGCGAAAGCAGAUCAACCACAAGAUACAAAUGAAAACAGGCCAGGAAUUUCCACAGGGCCAUCAGCCCCUGAGCACCAGUUUUUGCAGCCCGAAAAACUCAAAAGGAUGAGCAAGUCUGUGCCUGCAUUUCUCCAGGAUGAGAGUGAUGACAGAGACACAGACACGGCCUCAGAAAGCAGUUCCCGGCUUGGCAGGCACCAGAAGAGCCCAAGCUCUUUAACCAAUCUUAGCAGCUCUUCUGGCAUGACAUCCCUGUCUUCUGUGAGUGGGAGUGUGAUGAGCAUCUACAGUGGAGAUUUUGGCAACGUGGAAGUGAAAGGGACGAUCCAGUUUGCCAUCGACUACGUGGAGUCGCUGAAGGAGUUCCACAUUUUAAUCGCUCAGUGUAAGGACUUGGCGGCUGCUGAUGUGAAGAAGCAACGGUCAGACCCGUACGUGAAGACCUACCUAUUACCAAACAAGGGCAAGAUGGCUAAAAAGAAGACCCUCGUGGCCAAGAAAACAUUGAAUCCCGUGUUUAACGAGAUACUGCGGUACAAGGUCGACAAGCAGGUUUUGAACACCCAGAAGCUGAACGUCUCCGUCUGGCAUCGGGAUACUUUUAAGCACAACAAGUUCCUGGGGGAAGUGGAGCUGGAUAUGGAAACGUGGGACUGGGGAAACAAGCAGAAUAAGCAACUGACGUGGUACCCCCUGAAGAACAGGACUCCAGGGUCUGGCCACGAGAUGGAGAGCCAAGGAGAGAUGAAACUGGCUCUCCAGUAUGUCCCCCAGCCAACGUCCGGUAAAAAGCUCCCGACCGGCGAAGUGCACAUCUGGGUGAAGGAAUGCAUCGACCUACCACUUCUAAGGGGCCACCAGCUGAAUUCAUUUGUUAAAUGCACCAUCCUUCCAGACACGAGCAGGAAGAGUCGCCAGAAGACGAGGACGGUCCCCAAAACGGCCCAUCCGGUCUUCAACCACACGAUGGUGUACGACGGCUUCAGGGAGGAGGACCUCAAGGAGGCCUGCGUGGAGCUCACGGUCUGGGACCACUUCACGUUGACCAGUCAGUUCCUGGGCGGGCUGCGGCUCGGCUUCGGCACGGGGAAAAGCUACGGUACCGAGGUGGAUUGGAUGGAUUCCACCCCAGAGGAGGAGUCCCUGUGGGAGAGGAUGGUGAACCACCCCAACACUUGGAUAGAAGGAACGUUACCCCUCAGGAUGUUGCUGGUAGCCAAGAUGGCCAAAUAAAGGUGCCCCCCACCCCCACCCCGGGUUGUGUCCGCUGGGGAGGACCUGGUGGAAUCUUUGACCGUCCGCUCGCUAGCCCGUGUCGAGACCGUGUCGUUUCUACAUCUGUUACCGGCACCGAAGCGGGGAGGCCGAACGAUAACCGGGCGGAAACGUUGCGUUGGUGCGGCUCUGGACGCUCGGGUCAAGGCCCGUGCAAGUGGCGGGGUGAGAAAAUAGGAUGGAAAAUGAAUUAAAACUGCGCAUCACCCGGAGAAAAGGGAAAGGUGCGUUGGGAGCAGGUUAGGAAUCCUAAACUGAUGCUGCUGCUUCAGGAAGAAAGCCGCCAAACUAUAACUUCCCAAAGCCCCCCCCGGGGUCGGUCACCCGGGGUCUGAAAGCGUCUCGCUCUCUUUCCCUCCUUCGCCGUCCCGUCCGUGACACAAACCUUAAUGCUGAAUUCUCCUCGUGGAGUUGCUUCUGUGGUCUCCGAUGCUUAGAAGUUGUCGUCGGGGGGCUGGGGCUCUGGGUCCACCCUCACCCCGGCCGCCCCGUCAGAGGGUCUGGGAAAGAGCGAUCCUCUGGCCUUCUGGAUUAGAAUUGUAAAUCUGAAUUUUGGAUGAAUCCACUGGCUAGGGGUGGAUUCGUUUCAUCGGCCACCAGCCGGCCUCGCGGCGGGUAGGAUUUUUAAAUAUACUGUGGUUCCCUCGAUGGGACCUAGUGGGAAUUGCAUCCUUCUUAGUUCGGAAGCCUUGGUUGAAGACUUUAAAGAGAUUUCAACUGGACACUUGGGAGUAAGCCCUGAGUAUCUUCAGUUCUCCGGGGCUCUUGAAACUUGUCUAAAUGUGGCUCUAUUUGUGCUCAAGAGUUGAAAUAUAUUAUAAUUGUUUCCUAUAUAUUUGCAGUUUUCACAAAGUAUUUUGCACCCCGGUCUUCAGAAUAAAUUAUAAUAUGACCGUAA